Aspergillus fijiensis CBS 313.89 is the source of this 398-nucleotide messenger RNA. RefSeq lists its product as uncharacterized. The record is from RefSeq and is a predicted model, not a curated record. The transcript is spliced from 2 exons. Lineage: Eukaryota; Fungi; Ascomycota; Eurotiomycetes; Eurotiales; Aspergillaceae. Bases 115 to 345 code for a protein of 76 amino acids.
CAAGGCUUCUAUCUACAUUACCAAUCAUAAUCUCCAUUAGCAAUCACUUGAGCCCAUUGUCCCACCACUUAAAAUCGUUGCGAUGAGGCAAUUAGUGACCGAUUUUGCAAAGCCAUGACGAACAAUUCCGCACUCCUGACCAACGGCGCGGAACUGGUCGGGUUUGGGUCUUGGCACUGCAUCCGCAAAGUGUUCGAGACAGCCAACUUGGAAGCCAUCAUGACGAUCAUAUUCUUUCAGCUGGUUGUAGCUGAUACCAAUGGGAUUGCAUGUGUAGUACUUCUUCGCAAGGCCAACCGUUAUCUGAGAAGAAUUAUCACACAGAACCGCCUGUGUGCACAGUGAUGCGAAAUUCAUUGCAUGACAGUGUAAUAGUCUUUAUGAUAUAGGUUAAGAGU